Messenger RNA from Polychytrium aggregatum, 1850 nucleotides. RefSeq lists its product as uncharacterized. The transcript is spliced from 8 exons. Gene Ontology annotation, molecular function: protein-containing complex binding. The record is from RefSeq and is a predicted model, not a curated record. Lineage: Eukaryota; Fungi; Chytridiomycota; Chytridiomycetes; Polychytriales. The coding region runs from base 1 to 1461 and encodes 486 amino acids.
AUGGGCCAAAAUACCUCCCGAGUCGAAGUCCAAGGCGAGGAGGCUUUGGGUGGGCUCAAGCAGCAGCCACCCGCACCCGAUCCCGCCCACCAAACCCCAUCCGCUCCCGAAGACAUAAGCGAGCGCACCCGGAGCUUCCUCAACCAGCCGCCCAGACGCAAGUCGCGACGGGCCUCCGAUGCCUUCCUCAAACUCUUCCAUCACUCGCGCAGAAAGUCGCAUGACGAAUCCAACACCCAAAGUGAAGCGUCCCACGAUAUCAAAAGCAAGGCCCAACAAGAUACCAUGGCACAAGCAUCCCACAUACCUCCUGCAUCGCAGCGGCCAAGCACCCUGAACUACCGCACCGAGGCAGAGAUUCUUGUAAGGAGCAGUGUGAGGCGGCAGAGCAUCAACAUCAGCUCAGUAACCUACAAAAUCUCCAACAACAGUGUCGCCUCGAGUGGCAGCGAUAUCAAAGCAAAAGACUCGGGCAACAGCUUGCUGAGCCAGGCAUCAUUCGUACCAUCGAACCCGUCAUCGAUGCCUCGUCCAAACACACACCGCAUCUCCUCCAGUAGUCCGUUCUCCAGCAUCACCCGCCGCCACCUUUCCGACGACUAUCCAGAACAGCUCUCCGGCAGUAUCAUGUCCACCGAUGGUAGUUUCAAAAACGUCGACGAUAUGCCCCAGCACAUCCGCAGUCUCCUCGGGGUCUCCGAGCAUCAAUCCUCGACCACGUCAAUCAUCCGAACAUCGCCGAUUCCUUCACCUCGAUUCAAUGCACAGUCCUCCCCGGCCGAUCCUCUGAACACCUUCUCGGCCUUUGGAGUCGUCAUCCCAAGCCCGACACCACAACAGCCUGCACGCUCGGAUCCCACCAUCCAGAUCACUCUCUCGACCGAUUUGAGCAGUCCACAGGACAAGUCACCGCCUCCGAACUCGCUGCAGAACGUUGGGGUCUCCCGAACAUCAACCCGGAGCUCAGGCAAGGGGAAGCAGGAAAUCGCCAUCGCCACGGAGCUGCCCGAGUUUGAGCGCCAACUGAAAUCGGGGAUGAAGAUGGCCAUCUUUUCCAAGGGCGAGUUCAUCAUCCGGAAGCGGGAAAUUGGCCGCGAAAUGUACUUUCUGCUGCGUGGCAAGGUCGAAGUUCUGUCGACGGACGCAACGACGCAGUACAGCCAGAUUAAUCAGGGCUCGUUCUUUGGUGAACUCGGCGUGCUGUUUGACAUUCCACGAACAGCCUCCAUUCGAGCACUGGAGCCAUGUCAGUGCCUCGUGCUGACUCGGAACAACCUGGAGACGUCCCUGAAAGCGUUCCCGGCGAUUGCUUCUCGAUUCAAGAAGGUUGUCGAGCAGCGAAUGACCGAGGUCAACUCCAAGCGCUCAAAGCGAGCACCUGUUUCCGACGUUCCGACGAUGGAGUUUGUGGAGGAGGAAGUGGAAGAUGAGUCCAAGGCUGAGCUUGAGAGCAAUUUAUGAGCCUCGUUCAAUGUAAAACCGCCCCGCCUUUGUUGGCUCGGCACGAUUACGGCUGCUUCCCUGGAAGAAAAAGUCGCCCCUCGAGCCAUCACAGCGCAUACCAAACGUGCCGGUCCCACGAAGAUAUGGACAUCCGCCGAUCCCCCUUGAUCAGGCUCUACACAAUUAACGUGCCCUUGGCCAGAUCUGCGAUGCCAGUCCAAGGUCGAGGGCGAACGACGGCGUGUCCCUCGCUCUCUCAUGGAGUAGCAUCGCGCACCAGGUCGCUGCAUCGUAUGGCAACGAUGAUAAUCUCAAGAUUGUACCUGGAGCAGCCAGCUUUCGCUGUGCGAAAUGUAUCGAUGGCCGUGGCCAAUCAAUUCACUCGAAUACAUAUUGUCUGAUUCGGC